CUCAGUCUGAGAAGUACGCUCGAUCUUUCCUCUGCUGAAAAAAAUUACACAAACUUUGCUCCCAUUUAAUUCAACGACAAUUCCAAACUGGAGCAAUGACAAGCAAAUGGAUUGUCAUGAUGCGGUUUUUGUUCGCAGUCAUUGUUGUGCAGAUGGCGAUGGGGGCUCGUUUGAAAAUGAAGUCUUUCUGUCCCCACACUAAAUGUUUCUGUCCUGUUAGAAACGUAGCUGAUUGUUCAUACAAAAACAUUUCUGUUAUUCCAAGAGGUCUGCCGAUUACAAUUCAAAGAAUUCUUCUGUCGGGAAAUAAUUUUCUAGAACUCAGGGACCACACCUUUAACCAUAUAAUGGACAUGAAUAUUAAAUAUCUAGCAUUAGAUCAUUGUAACAUUCGCAAAAUAUCGCCAUUAGCCUUUAUUAAUCUCAAAGAUCUCCGCUUUUUAGAUUUAUCUUAUAAUGAAUUAACAUUCAAAUGCAUGGAAGAGGGUUUUAUUCGCCUAGGAAUAUCGGAAGUCAAAAUCUUAAAUAUUUCUGGAAACCUACGCGAACCAAGAUCUCUGAAAAGUUUGUUCAAAGUUGCAUGGCUUAGGGAAUUGAAAGAACUUGUUAUUCAAAAAAAUAAGAUAUUGACAAUAAAUUUCAGUUCCUUUUCCGAUUUACGGAAAUUAAGAAGAUUGGACCUCAGUGACAAUGGAAUGGUAACGGCUGGGUUCUCAAAUAUGUCAAGUUUGCGAGAAAUUGACCUGUCCCAUAAUGUGUUAGAACAAACGCCCAUUAACUUCUGUGAUGAAUUAUAUGGAAAAUCCUUUUUCCCGAACUUGGCUAAGCUACAUUUAAGGCAUAAUCGUCUUACCGAGACGUUCAGUUUUCUUCUUCACUGUCGAUGCUUGCCUAGUUUAGUUUACCUCGAUAUUUCUUACAAUCCAUUUAACAUAAUUUUGUCGAACUCUUUUGUAACAUGCCGUAAGCUAAGCGUUCUCAUCAUAGACUACAUUCUGGAGUUAGGUGUUAAUUUGGAAAAUACAUCCCUGACCUCUAAUGUUUUGGAGACUCUAUUCAUAGGAAGCAAUGAUAUUAGUAAUGUAGAUUACAGAUUUCGAUUUGUUUUCAACUACUGUACAUCAUUGAAACGAUUACAAAUUAUGAAUGUAAAUUUUUCAUCUUUUGAAAAAUUCGAUUUCUCGCUUAUGUUUCAUCCUCUAAGAAAGUUGAGGUCUAUUUCCUUCAUCAGAUGUGAGUUGUACCAAGUUCCAAACAUGAGGAAUAUAUCAGGAAUAAAGAAAUUGAAUUUGAAUUUUAACAAAAUAAAUGUACUAUAUGCAGAGGAAUUUGAAAAUUUAAGAAAACUUGAAAAAGUAUCCUUUACUGGCAAUCAGCUUAUUACCAUCCAAAAGGCAUUUCUCCCUGAUUUUGUCUGGAGAAAGAAGGAAAUCUCUAUCGACUUUUCAGCUAAUCCUUUUAGUUGCGACUGUAAAAUUGAAUGGUUUAAAACAUGGUUAGAAAGCAACAGUGUGAAGAUGAAAAGGUAUCCUAAUGACUACAUAUGUCAAAGUCCACAAAAAUGGAAAGGGCGUAGUCUAGCUGAGUUUCAACUACGGGACUGCCAUUUGCCUAACCAGUAUGUGAUCUUGUCCUUCAUUUUAUGUGGAAUUCUCUUCAUCUUUAUAUUUUCUGUUGUAAUAAUCAGAAAACUUCGAUGGGAUAUUAAAUAUUACAUCCAUAUAUGUUCACACAGAAAGUCAAAGUACAAAAAGCUUAGUGAAGAUGAAGCAGACUUUGAUGGUUUCGUUGCGUAUAGUUCAAGGGAUCGAAGAUGGAUAAUGGCCGAACUUGUCGAACACUUGGAAAAGGAGCAUAAUUACAGUCUGUUUCUUUAUGAACGAAAUUUACUUCCAGGAGGAGUUUUUAUUGAAGACAUACAUGACAGCAUCGACUACAGUAGAAAACUAAUCCUCGUUUUGUCAAAUAAUUUCAUGACUGAUCACUGGUGUCAGUAUGAAGCGGCUAUAGCAAAGCACACAAUCGCCGAUGGAAAAGGUGACAAAAUCGUCGUUAUUUUGCUGGAAAACCUAAAUUCAAAACACAUUACCAGUUCCUUCAAAACCCUUUUAAAAUCAACGCAAAAUGCAGAAUGGACAAAUAGUGUAAAUGGACAAAAACUUUUUUGGAAGAGAAUUAUCGAAAUCAUGUCGAAGUGAUUUUAUAGAUGGAAUUGUUGAUCAAUAUAAACAUGUAUAUUUUUUGAAUAAAAUACACUACUUUUUAUACGAAGC
Molecule: messenger RNA, 2273 nt
Organism: Saccostrea cuccullata (small rock oyster)
Lineage: Eukaryota; Metazoa; Mollusca; Bivalvia; Ostreida; Ostreidae
Product: toll-like receptor 3
Exons: 2
Coding region: 96-2198 (700 amino acids)
Biological process (GO): immune response; toll-like receptor signaling pathway; inflammatory response
Cellular component (GO): plasma membrane
Molecular function (GO): transmembrane signaling receptor activity; protein binding
Source: RefSeq, a predicted model, not a curated record